Huiozyma naganishii CBS 8797 is the source of this 600-nucleotide messenger RNA. It is a transcript of the gene MOG1, whose product is annotated as Ran GTPase-binding protein MOG1. Gene Ontology annotation, cellular component: nucleus. The record is from RefSeq and is a predicted model, not a curated record. NCBI's taxonomy places the organism in Eukaryota, Fungi, Ascomycota, Saccharomycetes, Saccharomycetales, Saccharomycetaceae. The coding region runs from base 1 to 600 and encodes 199 amino acids. Gene Ontology annotation, biological process: protein import into nucleus. The transcript has a single exon. Gene Ontology annotation, molecular function: small GTPase binding; guanyl-nucleotide exchange factor activity.
AUGUUGAAGACGGUGCAAUUGUACGGCGGGGCCGUCUCGACGGUGGUCCCCGAUGGGUUUCUGGACGUUUCGCUACUGCGGGAGGUGCCCGACACGCAGGAGGUGUACGUGAACAGUCGCACGGCUGCCGAGGUAGCGCAGUGCACGGACGGGCUCGGUGAGGACGAGAGUAUUCUCGUAGAUUUGCUGCAGCGGGUCGACGCGGACAGUGACGAAGAGGCUCUGCGAGUGCACGUUGGCGAGAUCGCCGAACUGAACGGGUCCCGUGGGCAGUGGAGGCUGCUGCAGCGGGAGGUCCUCGAAAUGGAGCAGCAAGAUCAGCAUCAGCAUCAUGCACAGGCGGCCAUUGUCGUUGAGCAGGUACCCCUGCGGGGCAGCGGUCGCAGUGGGGCAGAGACCGUUGUAUCAUGCAUCGGCCUCAUCCGACUGGAAGACGUUGCCACAGACGUCGUAAUCAGCAUAAACGUGACCCUGCAGGGGACUAUCGAGGACGGUGACGGUGACGAUGAAGCAGUCCCACCACGCGUUGCAGCAGCGUUCACUAUUUUGAAACAGAUUAUAUCCAACUUCAAAGUGCACGACAAGUCGCUGUUUGCUUAG